CUCCCAGUCUCCUCUGUUUCUACUCUAUCUUACCCUUUCUCUCAUUCUCUUGUCUUUCUCUCUCCAUUUUCUCAGCUCAUCGAGCCAAUCACACCUAGACUCAAUCUUUCUCCCUUCUCCCUCCCCAUCCUCGAAGGAUUUUCGGCCGUUUGAACAAUUGAUUGUCGUUUUCCUCCUCCAUUCUUUUGUAUUUAGUUAAUUUAUUUAGUAGCUGGUUCUUUGAAACCUGAAAGUGUGCUCUCGGUUUGCCGUCUUCUCCCUCCCCCAUCAGCUAUUCCGUUCAUAUCUUCCGGGGAAGGUUUUUGUUUUCCUUCUCUGGGUUUCUCAAGUCAUAGAAAACCCAUCUCCGGGAGUCACAGGAUUGGUUCUUCUAGGACUCAUCGCCGCCAUUAACGCCUAGUCAUUUGGGUUCCAAAAAUACGGAGCAUUGAGUAAAAGCCAGGAAGAUAUCUCUCAUACCUACCUCUGUUCUUUCUCCGUUAAAUAUACAUCUGUUUCAGUUUCGUGUCUUCAAAUUUCUCUGUUUUUGCUCUCAUAACCGCUCGCUCUUUCAAUCCAAACUUCAGAAAAAGAAAAGCAACGGUACUCUCUCUUCUUUAAUUGAAAAGGCUUGUUGCUUUCAUUUUCUAAGCUCUCCUCUCGAAUCUCCAGAGACCUAGAAAGGAGGUUUAUUGCUUUCCUUUUUUUUCUUCUUUCACUUUUCCGAUUUGCGAUUGAGUUAGAGUGAAUCAAUUCCUUGUUGUAAAGUCGGCUUCUUUCUCGUUUUCCCCUUAGUGGGAUUUCGUCUAUUUAUUGGAAUUGGAAGGGAAUCUAGUUCCUCUCUUUCCAUCACGAUCUCCAUUUCCCUUCAAGUGGUCGUUAAUCGCUGAUAUCUCGCUAUUUUCACGGGUACCCCCAAAAGAAAACCGCUCCCCUUCUCUCUGUUCAAAAGAGAAAAAAAGGAAAGUUGGAACCUUUUUUCACUUUCAAUCUAACAAGCCCCCGUUUCUUCUUUCAUAAGCUUCAGCUGAAACCAAACCAUGGGGAGCAGAUUAUGGUUUCUGCUUCUGGGGGUGUUGCUGCUAUGGUGUUCUUCUUGUUCCAUUGUGAAUUGCUUAGGGGUGAAUUGGGGGACCAUGGCUACCCACAUGCUACCGCCCAAGACAGUUGUGCAGAUGUUGAAGGACAAUGGGUUUCAGAAAGUGAAGCUAUUCGAUGCAGAUUCCACCACCAUGAAUGCUCUUGCUGGGAGCAACAUCGAGGUUAUGGUGGCUAUCCCUAAUGAUCAGCUUCAGGCUAUGACUGACUAUGGCAACGCUCAAGAAUGGGUUAAGAGAAACAUUUCUCGGUUCAACUUCAACGGUGGUGUUAAUAUCAAUUUCUGCAACAGGUAUGUGGCAGUAGGGAACGAACCAUUCCUAAAGACAUACAACAACUCAUUCAUAAACAUCACAUUCCCAGCACUCCAAAACAUCCAAAACGCCCUCAACGAAGCUGACGUGGGAGACACCAUAAAGGCCACCGUUCCCCUAAACGCAGACGUAUACUUCUCCCCAGACGACCAGCCAUACCCAUCCGCUGGAAGGUUCCGGCCCGACAUCAACGACCUAAUGACCCAAAUCGUCCAGUUUAUGAACAAGAACAAGGCACCUUUCACGGUGAACAUCUACCCCUUCCUCAGUCUCUACGGCAACGACAACUUCCCUUUCGAUUAUGCCUUCUUCGACGGAGCAGCUCAGCCUGUGGUCGACAAGGGCACCGGGAUUCAGUAUACCAACGUGUUCGACGCCAAUUUCGACACCUUGGUGUCAGCCCUCAAAGCCGUGGGACUCGGUGACAUGACGAUCAUGGUCGGAGAAGUGGGAUGGCCGACCGACGGUGACAAGAACGGCAAUGUUGGCAAUGCUUACCGGUUCUACAACGGGCUAAUGCCCAGGCUCGCAUCGAACAGAGGUACGCCACUUCGACCUGGCUACAUCGAGGUCUACCUGUUCGGCCUUCUAGACGAGGACGCCAAGAGCAUUGCCCCAGGCAGCUUCGAGCGACAUUGGGGCAUCGUCAGGUACGACGGGCAGCCCAAGUUCGCAUUGGAUCUCUCGGGCCAAGGGCAAAACAAACUUCUGGUGGGUGCACGAGGUGUGGACUACUUGCCCCAGAAGUGGUGUGCAUUCAAUCCGAAUGCUAAGGAUCUGAGCAAGCUGGCCGACAAUAUCAACUACGCGUGCACUUUCUCCGAUUGCACGACGCUCGGGUAUGGGUCAUCCUGCAACGGGCUGGAUGCAAACGGGAAUGCGUCGUAUGCUUUCAACAUGUACUACCAGGUGCAGAAUCAGGAUGACUUGGCUUGUAAUUUCGAAGGAUUGGCUAGUGUUACUACACAGAAUAUAUCUCAGGGGAACUGCAAUUUUAUGAUCCAGAUUGCUACUUCUUCUGCUGGAAUUCUUGGGCCUUCUGUUGUUGUUGUGCUUCUCGUGCUGGGGUUUGUUACAUUGCUGGUGGUAUAGAUGAAGAGAAGGAGAAGUGGGGGUUUAGUUUUGGUUUGGCAGCUUGAAGAUACCAUUUUGAGAUGUGUAACAUUUCCCCAUAUACAGAGUCUUUUUGCUAGUUUUUCUUUUCCAACCUGGUGGUGGUUCUUUUUUAGGAGGAUGUUUAUGGAUUACAGAUGUUUGUUGUUUUGAAAUAAGAAUAUGUCACACCAUUGGUUGGUUUGGUUCUUGGAAGUGGGCAAUGGCUUAGUUCAUAUCAUAUAGAGUACAUAUGCAAAUUGAGAAUCAUUUGAGUUGAUUUAAGUUUCAUGAAUUGGCAUUAAAAAAA
Messenger RNA from Linum tenue, 2793 nucleotides. The record is from the annotation of a GenBank genome assembly. Lineage: Eukaryota; Viridiplantae; Streptophyta; Magnoliopsida; Malpighiales; Linaceae.